Molecule: messenger RNA, 5561 nt
Organism: Fundulus heteroclitus (mummichog)
Lineage: Eukaryota; Metazoa; Chordata; Actinopteri; Cyprinodontiformes; Fundulidae
Gene: grm1a
Product: glutamate receptor, metabotropic 1a
Exons: 9
Coding region: 321-3791 (1156 amino acids)
Biological process (GO): G protein-coupled glutamate receptor signaling pathway; regulation of synaptic transmission, glutamatergic
Cellular component (GO): postsynaptic density membrane
Molecular function (GO): adenylate cyclase inhibiting G protein-coupled glutamate receptor activity; G protein-coupled receptor activity involved in regulation of postsynaptic membrane potential
Source: RefSeq, a predicted model, not a curated record
AGACAGCUCUGCAGAGAGAGAAAAAGAGAGAAUUUGAGAGUGGGGUGGCAUGGGGGGAGGACUGGAGGGGGUCCUCCUUUUUUACAUUUAGAGUUGGGUGAGUGAGAGGGAGAGGGAGUGGGAGAGAAACUCAAGUAAUACCGACACGGACCACGCGCCACAGAAGACGGACGAAGGCACGAGACAUGAUCCAAGGAUUGAGGUGCCCGUGGACAUAAGCGUAACCCCCACAGGUAAUGGCUGGGAUAAGCGUAAAAGCCCCGACAGACAGCAGAUAAUAUGCCAUCGAAGUCGGCAAGGCUCACGCUCCGUGGCACGAUAUGGCACGCGUAAAGAUGGGUGUCUUCGCUCUCCUGUGUCUCUCCGCAUGCCUCGUGCUCACCCACAGCAGCAUCCACGAGAGGUCGGCGGUGCCCCGCGCCGCGCCCCGCUCCGUGGCCCGCAUGGACGGGGACGUGAUCAUCGGCGCGCUCUUCUCUGUCCACCACCAGCCGUCCGCCGAGAAGGUGGCCGAGCGGAAGUGCGGGGACGUCCGGGAGCAAUACGGUAUCCAGAGGGUGGAGGCCAUGUUCCACACGCUUGACCGCAUCAACGCCGAUCCACACCUCCUCCCGAACAUCAGCCUCGGCUGUGAGAUCAGGGACUCCUGCUGGCACUCCUCUGUCGCCCUGGAGCAGAGCAUCGAAUUUAUCCGGGACUCCCUCAUCUCGAUUCGGGAUGAUAAGGACGGGUCCAAAUGGUGCAUUGACGGAACCCCGUCUAACCAGCCGCCGCCCUCUAAGAAACCCAUAGCAGGAGUCAUCGGCCCCGGAUCAAGUUCUGUGGCCAUUCAGGUGCAAAACCUGUUACAGUUAUUCAACAUCCCACAAAUCGCCUACUCUGCCACAAGCAUAGACCUGAGUGACAAGACUUUGUUCAAGUACUUCCUAAGGGUCGUUCCUUCAGACACUCUGCAGGCCCGGGCCAUGCUGGACAUCGUCAAACGCUACAACUGGACCUACGUGUCUGCAGUCCACACUGAGGGAAACUACGGGGAGAGCGGCAUGGAGGCGUUCAAGGAGCUGGCCUCUCAAGAGGGCCUAUGCAUCGCCCACUCAGACAAGAUCUACAGCAACGCCGGGGAGAAACACUUUGAUCGCCUUUUGAGGAAACUACGGGAACGUCUACCCAAAGCUCGUGUGGUGGUGUGUUUCUGUGAGGGCAUGACGGUCCGCGGUCUCCUGAUGGCCAUGAGACGACUUGGGGUGAACGGGGAGUUCCUCCUGGUUGGCAGUGAUGGAUGGGCUGACCGCUAUGAGGUCGUGGAGGGUUAUGAGCAGGAGGCAGAGGGAGGGAUCACCAUGAAGCUGCAGUCUGAGGUGGUGAAGACCUUCGAUGACUACUACCUGAAGCUGCAGCUCGACAAAAACACCAGGAACCCCUGGUUUGCCGAGUUUUGGCAGCAUCGAUUCCAGUGUCGCCUCCCCAGGCAUCCGCUGGAAAACAAGAACUACGAAAAAGUCUGCUCUGGAAACGAAGACCUACACGAGAACUACGUUCAAGACAGUAAGAUGGGUUUUGUCAUAAAUGCCAUCUACGCCAUGGCUCACGGCCUGCAUGAUAUGCACAAGGAGCUGUGUCCGGAUCAGCCAGGACUCUGUGAGGCAAUGGAUCCAAUUGAUGGCAGCAAGCUGCUGGACUACCUGCUCAAGACGUCCUUCAAAGGAGUGUCGGGGGAGGAUAUUUACUUUGACCAAAAUGGAGACACUCCAGGCAGGUAUGACAUCAUGAAUCUCCAGAAUGUGGGUGGCUUUGACUACAUAAAUGUAGGGUCCUGGCAUGAAGGCAUCCUUUACAUGGACGACAACAAGCUGUGGAUGAACAGCAGCGAGAUAGUUCGCUCAGUCUGCAGUGACCCUUGCUCCAAAGGACAGAUUAAGGUGAUAAGGAAAGGGGAGGUGAGCUGCUGUUGGAUCUGCACGACCUGCAAGGAUAACGAGUAUGUUCAAGACGAGUUUACCUGCAAGGCCUGCGAGCUAGGAUGGUGGCCCGAUGAAGAGCUGGCAGGCUGCCAGCCCCUGCCUCUGAAGUAUCUCGACUGGGCCGACGUGGAAUCCAUUGUCGCAGUCGUUUUCUCCUGCGUCGGCAUCCUGAUCACCUCCUUUGUCACCUUUGUGUUCAUCCAGUACCGUGACACGCCUGUGGUGAAAUCCUCCAGCAGGGAACUCUGUUACAUCAUCUUGGCAGGCAUAUUCUUGGGUUACAUCUGUCCGUUCACCUUAAUUGCUCGCCCCACGGUCGCCUCCUGCUAUCUGCAGAGACUCUUGGUGGGCCUUUCUUCUGCCAUGUGCUACUCUGCCCUGGUGACUAAAACGAACCGAAUUGCUCGUAUUCUGGCUGGCAGCAAGAAGAAGAUCUGCACCAGGAAACCACACUUCAUGAGUGCCUGGGCCCAGGUCAUCAUUGCCUUCAUGCUUAUCAGCGUGCAGCUAACUCUCGAGAUAACACUCAUUAUACUGGAGCCUCCUGAGCCCAUCAAAUCGUACCCGAGCAUAAGUGAGGUCUACCUCAUCUGCAACACCAGCAACUUAGGCAUGGUGGCGCCACUGGGGUACAACGGCCUGCUCAUCAUGAGCUGCACCUACUAUGCCUUCAAGACACGGAACGUUCCUGCCAAUUUCAACGAGGCCAAAUAUAUUGCCUUCACAAUGUACACUACCUGCAUCAUCUGGCUUGCCUUUGUGCCAAUCUAUUUCGGCUCAAACUACAAGAUCAUAACCACAUCGUUCUCCGUCAGCCUGAGUGUAACCGUGGCGCUGGGCUGCAUGUUCACGCCCAAGAUGUACAUUAUCAUCGCCAAGCCCGAGAGGAAUGUCCGAAGCGCCUUCACCACAUCCGACGUGGUGCGCAUGCACGUCGGCGAUGGGAAGUCUGCGGCUCAGUGCGGCAGCAACAACUUUCUAAACAUGUUCCGCCGGAAGAAGGCUGUGUCUGGAAAUGCCAAUUCUAAUGGCAAGUCUGUGUCAUGGUCUGAAUCAGGUCCAAGACACCCUCCGAGGGGGGGGAAUGUGUGGCACAGACUGUCUGUGCAUGUGAGGAAACAGGAAGCCGGCUCGAAUCAGACAGCGGUCAUCAGGCCCCUAACUAACACCCCCGACCCCCACAGUUGUGAGCCCUCCACCAGCAACCUUGGCACAGACCCCCACCCUCCCCAGGACACGCCUGGCGCCAAGCCUCCGUGCAAUCAGGCGGAGGAAGACGGCGAGGGGGAUGCGCAGCGCCCCCUCUGGACUCCGCCUUGCUCUGAACAGAGGCGAGCACCGGAAUUUGAUAUAGAUGAGCCGGCUUCUAAUCUGCCCUCUGACUUUGCACGCCCCACCCGUGAGUGCUUUCAGGGUGCCAUGGUGGACACACAAAGCUCCCACAUCCCCGCACUAAAAAAACGCACCGCUAGGGAGCAGAUUCCUGCCAACGAGCCUUUAAGCCGAAUACCCUCUCAGCUUCCUUCAUCCCCAAGACUGGGGGACUUUGGAGACGAAGUGUCUGAGGACGAGGAACUGGACCUCUUGCACAGCUAUAUUUAUGAUGCCAAGGAAGAGCGGGAGGGGGAGGUAGGAGAAGGUGAGGAUUUACCUCCGAAUAAGACCAAUUUGGAAGAAUCCCUGGCCCUGUCUCCCCCCUCCCCCUUCAGAGACUCUGUGUGUUCAGGGGAGUCGGCGAGUGGCUCCCCCAUCAUCGAUUCCAUGCUCGGUAGCUCGAUCUACGCCUCAAGUAUCCUACAGAACUUUGCACACAGCUCCUCAACACUGUGAGAGCAGAACCGACAAAACUCCAGUGGACAUUUCCUCCAAAACAUCCAGAUACUCACAGAAAACAACUUUUCAAUUUUUUUUUUUACCGGAUAAUUUGCUUGCUUGAUUUAUUUCCUUUAUUAGUAGGUGAGUAAAACGAAUGUGUAAGUAUAAAUACACAGGGAAUAAUUUACUGUAAGAGUGCUUUUGGGAAGGGUUGUCAGAGCACAAUGCUAUUUUGAAAAAAUGUAAAACAGUGAAGCAGGCUAAAGCCGAUUGGAGGCUUGUGCUAUGAAGCAGAUUUAAUGGCUUAAUGAUGUAGGUUAGGUUUCCAAAAUAAGAGAUCAACAAAUACGAAGAAACCAAAAGGUCACCAGUGCCCAGACAGUGACCGAGUCUCUUCUGUUUCUCUUUGAGUUACACAGUUAAGUUUUAUUAAGUGGCCAUUCAUAACGUAGAUUUAUUUUAGAGCUUAAAUGUCUGAAAAUCAACCUAAACAUUUACAGUAACCCGAUGAGCUUCACUUUGAAUUGUAUCUAUGGUUAAGAAUGUGUGGGAGGGUUAUUUUCUUAUGAUUUGAACUUUUUCUCAGGCCUCAGUAACAGGAACCAUCUUUCCUCGAAACACUGGACACCCAUUAGCAUCUUUUUAUAGUUAUUUGGAGUUGGGCAGAGGCAUUGCCAUUAUUUAGCCAAUACCUACACAUAGUGUCAAAGUUAGCUUGAACAAAAAUAAUAGUAGAAGUCAAUUUCGGUUUGUCCAUUUAAUCAACCUUUCAACUACAUUCAGAGAUUAAUAAACAUCCUUAUCUAGACAUACUUUCAUUUCUCACUUUUCAAAAACAUGUUCUUAAUGUUUAGUGGUUCUCAACUGGUCUGGCUUCAGGAUCCAUCACCACACCUUAGUGAAAACUCAUGAAUCAAACUAAGUCAACUGCUGAACAAUUUGGAAUUGAAAGAAGAGCAAAAGUGCGAUUAGAACCGUAGAUGGUAGAAUGGGAAUAUACAGAAACUUUGGCCUUUUUUAUAACAAACUUAGCAGUGCCUUCAUGAUCAAACAUGAAAUAAUACAAGAAUUAGCCUAAUAACUUAAAAUGUGUAAAAUUAGCUGAGUACACUCUCACCAGGUAAAUAGCUCCUCUUUAAAAGGUGCUAUUGCAUCUAUUCAGUCACUUAUUUAGACAUUUCUCACAAGGUUGACAUGAUGAGUAACAACCACUUUUAACAGAUUCUGUUGAAAUUUUUAUGCUUAAUACAUUAAAUGAAAAAGGGCAACUAUGAUCAAAGAAGAACAUCCAUAUCUCAUCCGGUCUGCAUUAUACCUGCAUUUUAACAUGUUCAGUUACCAUAGAUAUUAUAUAUAUAAUGUGAAUAACUGGUUUCAAACGAAGGUCCAUUCAUCUGAAUUCACAAGAUAAUUCAAAGUGCUUUACAUGAAACUAAAGUAGUUGAGUGAAGAAAAUGACAAUAGUCUUAGACUACAUUAAAAGAUUAAUAGUAACUUUUAAGCAACACAUAAAAUAAAUCAUUGCAAAUUAAAAUUAAUAGCUAAUUUGUAUGAGGGAUGAAGCAUAAUUAAGGUAAUGCAAUAUGCAACGAUAAAUCUAUUUGUACUUUAGUAAUGUGGCAUUGAUAUUGGUAAGCUUAUUAAUCCCUGUACUUUUUUUUUUACCCAGCUUUGCCAUCUGCCUCUUUAUUGUCAUUGAUCCAACAAUUUCAAUCCUAUUAAUCUUACAUAAAGGGAUGGACAUCCAGAGCCAUUAAACUUGGACUGACCAAGUUUUAGCUGAGC